AUGGCGGCUUCAAAUCGUUCGAUGGAGUCCCGCGUGGGAAGGACUAAUCAAAGAUACGGCACCAAAGGCGAGCGACUCGUGGCCGGUAUCGUUCCGUUAUCUGCCGACAAGACCAAAGUUUUGAUGAUUCAGUCUGCUGGGCCAGGUGGAUGGGUACUGCCAAAAGGUGGCUGGGAACUGGAUGAGCCAACUGCUCAACAGGCAGCGCAACGAGAAGCUUGGGAAGAAGCAGGUGUUAUCUGUACUGUGCAGCGAGAUCUUGGUGUGAUCCCCGACAUGAGACCUGCCACAUUACUCACAACCUCGGCUCCUAAAGCAUCAUAUCAAUUUUUUGAAGCCAUCGUCAGCCGAGAAGAGGCUCAAUGGCCUGAGAUGCAUAAAAGGAAACGACAAUGGGUCACAUAUGCACAAGCUGCAUCAGCCCUGGUUAAUCGCCCUGAGCUGCUUGAAGCGUUAAAUCGCAGUUCAUUACGACGUUAG
Talaromyces stipitatus ATCC 10500 is the source of this 480-nucleotide messenger RNA. Its product is annotated as Nudix/MutT family protein. Gene Ontology annotation, molecular function: bis(5'-adenosyl)-pentaphosphatase activity; endopolyphosphatase activity; diphosphoinositol-polyphosphate diphosphatase activity. The transcript is spliced from 2 exons. Gene Ontology annotation, cellular component: nucleus; cytoplasm. Lineage: Eukaryota; Fungi; Ascomycota; Eurotiomycetes; Eurotiales; Trichocomaceae. Bases 1 to 480 code for a protein of 159 amino acids. Gene Ontology annotation, biological process: diadenosine pentaphosphate catabolic process; diadenosine hexaphosphate catabolic process; diphosphoinositol polyphosphate metabolic process. The record is from RefSeq and is a predicted model, not a curated record.